Fonsecaea erecta is the source of this 1974-nucleotide messenger RNA. RefSeq lists its product as hypothetical. Gene Ontology annotation, molecular function: aspartic-type endopeptidase activity. NCBI's taxonomy places the organism in Eukaryota, Fungi, Ascomycota, Eurotiomycetes, Chaetothyriales, Herpotrichiellaceae. Gene Ontology annotation, biological process: proteolysis. The transcript is spliced from 3 exons. The coding region runs from base 1 to 1974 and encodes 657 amino acids. The record is from RefSeq and is a predicted model, not a curated record.
AUGUUUGGUGCACCGUUCUUGUUGGCCCUGACGACGAUCAGUUCCCUCGCCGUCUUUAUUGGCAAUGUCGCGGCCGCUGACUUCAAUGACGACGAGCUCGAAGACAAUGUUUUCGCCAAGCGACAAAACUACACCUGCAGCACCGAAGGGCUCCAGGACGUGUGCGAAACGAACGCCGCGGACUGCGUUUCCGCCAUGUGCGAGUCGUGUUCGGGCUACGUCUACAUUGCCAACUGUUGUGCCUUGUCCAGCUACAACGCGAUGAUGCAAUGCCUGCUCGAGCUGGAGAGCAAUCCCGUCGAGAUCACCAUGACCAUAGCAUCUGCAAGUUCCAACACGAGCACGAUCACAGCACCCGCCAGCACCGCCACGGGCAUGGAUGCAUGCACCGGCUUCGAAGCAAUUGUGCUUGCGUGCGAAGACAACUUGCCGGGCUUCUCGACAGAGGCAUUCAGUCAACAGGCCAGCUGCGUGUGCUACAGUAACGGCACAUACCAGCCUGACCUCUAUGACGGCAUGUUCUCAGGCUGUCUCGCCUACCUGGCCACGGCAAGCCCUUUGGAGUAUUCGAGCAUCGUUACGGGAUCUGUCGACUCUGCACCGUGCAAGAACGUGGCCACCACGACCCAAUCAUCCUCAUCGUCGAGUACCCACUACAUUGGACGCUUGACGACCAGCUCGUUGACGGCAGAUUCUACCUCGAUCACAUCAAGUCCAACAGCAUCCACAGGCCCCACUCAGUCAGUGGUGGUGGAGAGCAAUGGAGGCACACGCCUAGGAUCGAAUUCCUUGUCGACCCACACUCUUUUACACAACACAAUGAGAACAGGAACUUGGGCGUGGGCUGUUGCAGCCAUCCUCUGCUCCCAAUGCCUUGCAGCACCUCUCUCCUCACCCGCAAAGCCUGAGCGUGCGUCGCUGCGUUUGCCCGUUCGGAAGAGCCUUCUCACGGGAGGAGACAUUCGCCGUCGCUCCGUGUCGUCCCCGCUGAAAAAUGGCGACUUCGAAUACCUGAUCGACCUUGAGCUCGGAACCCCGGGCCAGGCUAUCACCCUCAGCAUCGACACCGGCAGCAGCGAUAUCUGGGUCUAUGGGCCUGGAUCAUGCACGAGUUGCACGGGCGGCGUCUUUGAUCCCAGCAAAUCGAGCACCGGUGUGUACGACAGCAGCGUUGGCGAUUUCUCGACGAGCUACUUCGACGGCACCUCGGCAUCGGGAUACUAUAUCGAAGACACCGUCGGUCUGGGCUCUGCGACCGUGACCGGCGUCACCUUCGCCGUUGCCACCUCGGCGGCCAGCACGCAGCGCGGCAUCAUGGGCAUUGGACUGCAGGGUCUCGAGGCAAGCCAAGUCAAGUACCCGGAGCUGCUGGACGACCUGCAGAGUCAAGGCCUCAUCGACCGGCGAUCCUACAGCAUCUACCUCGACGACCUGGAGGCCGGCAGCGGGUUCAUCCUCUUCGGCGACGUCGACUCGUCCAAGUACUCAGGCGACCUGGUCACGCUGCCCAUCAUCCCCUACACCGAUUCGGCGCCCCGGCUGCAGGUCGAGUGGACGUCCCUCUCCGCCACCGACGGCUCCGGCAGCACGGAGGCGCUGCUCCAGUCGGGCUUCUCGUACCCCGUGGCCCUGGACACCGGGUACACGACGAGCGUGCUACCGGUGGAGCUGUUCAACGAGCUGGCCACGUACUUCAACGUCUACACCGACGACGCGGGUAACUACCUGGUGCCGUGCCAGAUGCCGUCGGGCUCCUUCACCUUCGGCUUCGGCGACGGUCCCGCCGUGAGCAUCCAGGUGCCCUACUCGGAGCUGGCGGUGCCGGAGCCAAGCGGCUCGGGCGCGUGCCUGUUUGGCUUUCUCCCGCAGGACCAGAGCGUCAUCAGCUUCGGCGACACCUUCCUGCGCAGCGCCUACGUCUACUACGACUUUGACAGCUCGACCAUCAGCCUAGCCCAGGCGGUGUGGUCAUAA